UAAUUUGUAGUGUUCGCAUAAGUGAAAUAUGGAGCACAAGGCUUUGAUUGACGAGUCGUCCGCGGAAAACAAGCCGGCAAUUUGUCCCUUAGCCAAUUGCCAGGCUGUGGUGAAGCACACCCACUUGCUGCGCCACAUGAUUAGCGAACAUUUGGGUUCGCGGGCGCGCACUUUGCCCUUUCAACUGCGGCUACGCGAAGUGUCAACUGGUCAGCGCACCCUGCUGAUGCUCGCCUAUCGCCAGCUGAUCGUGGAUCAUGACCAAUGCCUGGCCGUGCUGAAUUGGAGCACCGAUUCCCGAAUCGACCUAAUGGCACCGCAGUUGGACCUGCCGCCCUGCCACCAAGGAUUGACCUUUCACCUGCCCGUUUUGGUGAUGGUCUGCAGGACCACCUGGAAGUCCCUCUUGAAGCAGGGCCUGCAGCAUGAAAACGACGUCCAAGUAACCAGGGACUUGACCACGGAAUGGGGCACUGUCUAUCUGCUUUGGCUCGUUUCACCCUUUACGCGGCGUCCCAUUUAUGUAAAUAUAGCCGUGCUGAACAGCCAGUUGCAGUGCGUGGUUCGGCGAAAUCGCCGGCGGGUUCGCAACUUUGCCAGCCGGAUGCCCAUUAGCCAGUUCAUCAACGGGCUGGAUCCGUUCUUUGUCAGCCUCAACGAGGAUCAGCUCGACGAGCUGUGCGAUGGCAGUGGCAAUCGGGUCUCCGUCUUCUUGGAGGUCAUAAUUAAGGGCGAGACGUCAUAG
This is a messenger RNA of Drosophila erecta, 745 nucleotides long. RefSeq lists its product as uncharacterized. NCBI's taxonomy places the organism in Eukaryota, Metazoa, Arthropoda, Insecta, Diptera, Drosophilidae. The transcript has a single exon. The record is from RefSeq and is a predicted model, not a curated record. The coding region runs from base 29 to 745 and encodes 238 amino acids.